AGAGAGAUCCUGCUUCCCAUGAUGACCGAUCAGCUCAAGUACCAUCUGGAGAGACAGGAGGACCUGGAGGCCUGCUGCCAGCUGCUGAGUAACAUCCUGGAGGUGCUGUACAGGAAGGACGUGGGGCCGACCCAGAGGCAUGUCCAGAUAAUCAUGGAAAAGCUUCUCCGGACAGUAAACCGAACUGUCAUUUCCAUGGGACGAGAUUCCGAGCUCAUUGCUUUGCCAGAUGUCCCCUGGGAGGCAAAACCACCCUUGGUUGAGAAGCUCUGCAGUAAGGAACGUGCUGAUGUGGCGUCCCGCUCAUCUCUGCCUUGCAGUUUCUUCUGCUGCUCCCAGACAAGGUCUCCAGGUGACCCCACUCUGCUUGUGAAGAACCUGGUCCUGUCUGGGAUGCUCUGUCUGCUUUCGCUCGGGAGAAGAACCUACUGGCUCCAAGACUGUGUAGCCUCUGGCUUUUUCACUGUUCUUGGUAACUCUGAAGAUCUUUUUAGAGGGGGUUUUUGGGGGGAGGUGUAUAUUAGAUAUAUAACUAUUCAAUUAUAACGUUUUUUUUGAUAAUUUGGCAGAUCACUAAAAUUAUUCUUCAGUCUUACUUUUUAAAAGUAAAUGAAGUCAUAAUAUCUCUUACUGCUCUUACAUU
Molecule: messenger RNA, 643 nt
Organism: Galeopterus variegatus (Sunda flying lemur)
Lineage: Eukaryota; Metazoa; Chordata; Mammalia; Dermoptera; Cynocephalidae
Gene: DOCK1
Product: dedicator of cytokinesis 1
Exons: 3
Coding region: 19-546 (175 amino acids)
Biological process (GO): small GTPase-mediated signal transduction; cell migration
Cellular component (GO): plasma membrane; cytoplasm
Molecular function (GO): small GTPase binding; guanyl-nucleotide exchange factor activity
Source: RefSeq, a predicted model, not a curated record